Amoebophrya sp. A120 is the source of this 340-nucleotide messenger RNA. The record is from the annotation of a GenBank genome assembly. Lineage: Eukaryota; Dinophyceae; Syndiniales; Amoebophryaceae.
CUUUUCUUCCACGACAACUAAUCCGGUAAGCCACGUAAACUCCAAUUCGUCUGCCUCAUCGGGUAAUAUUCAAACCUCCUCGGAGGACGAAAAUGGAACAGCGUCGAGAGAGCAGAAGAGCUGCUGCCCUACUGCGGUGUUGCCACCACUCCCGCAGCCCUGGAUGAUCGCCUUGGCCGCGGAAUACAAAACUAGUACCAGACAAGAAAAUUGUAACAGCAACGGGCGGCCGCUAGAUAAAGCGCAAGCGGUUUCUUGUUUGCAACGACCCCUAGAACAAGUUGAACACGGCGGAGCCCUUAUCUCUUUAAACCGGCAAAGCUUCGAGAACAUAAUCACG